AUGGCAAUGCUCCGCGGCAUCGCCUCUCCAGGGCUCGGAAUGCCGACUAGACAGCAGUACUACGACGAUGAGCCUUACCAGGCCAAUGCGGCUCAACUUCGACCUUUUGCCACCCAUCAUGUGAGUUCCAACGGUCUUCUUCUUCUUUUCGCACUUUUCCUCCCUUUCAUGAAUAGACUUCUUUGUGUUCUUGUUCUUCACGCAUCAAUUUUUGUCUUUUCCAUUCCUCUUUUCCUGUGCCACCAACUCUUUUUUCAUUCAAAAAAAGCAGUUCUCCUCGGAUUCGCGCACAUUUUGCCGGUUUUCUCUGGAUUCUGUUGGAUGAUGGUGAUCACAUCCAUCUUGUCACUUCUGAUUUCGGCCAAUUCAACUGAUUGGCCUUGGUGAAUCACCAUCUUUCUCAAAACCAUCCAUCAGGACUUUUUCUCUUGAUUUGAAUAUCUUAAGUUAUAAUUCUCUAGAUUGAGACAAUUUUCAAUGAGGUUUUUCGACUUUUGGGGAGAUUUAACGAAAAAAGAUUGGGAAAUCUUAGCCUUAUCUUAACUUUAAGACUCUUCGAUAGUUCGAAAGAAACUUGUCUACUUUUCAUCAAAGAAUUUUUCAAACUUUUUUCGACCUUUGUUCUCGGAUAUUUUUUCCCUUUUUUUCAAAACUUCUCACGAAGUUUAUAUUGAAAUAAAAACAAGGACCCAGAAGUUUCCGAUUGGCGGCAAACGCCAGCCGAAUAAUUUAUCACUGUCUAUCACCUCACACAAAACUUUGCCCCGUCCGCCGUUUCAACAGAUUCUCACACGGCUUUUCGUCCUCUCAAAUGUCUCUGCACUUUCUUAACCCUGUUAAACUCAUCAGAAAAAAAGAUUUCUGAAACGGCUGGUCGAAAUUUCGCAACUUCCCGCAAUUCAUUGUAAUAAUUUGUUCUGGAAUGUGGCGAAUGCUGAAAGUUAUGAGAAACCUUGAACCGCUUGGACCUUUUCCGCGCCUUCAGUUUAUCGUUUUGUAUCUGAAUCUUUGGCCCAGACAAACUAUUCUCCAUGUAAUGUCUGGCAAUUAGGGACACUUUUUUGUGUUUUGAAACUGAGAAUGUUGUAAACAAUCCACUUAGAAAAGAGAUUUCAGUCCUCAGGGGAUAUAAUACGGUGAAAAUUCCUUUUAACAAAUUGAAAAGUGCAUUUCGUUAGCAAUGUGAUAUCCGUGCAGUAUUAUCCUCCGUAAAGUACAAUUAACUCAUUUACCUCAAAUUGUUUCUCAGUAACUCACGAGUUUUGAGCCCAAUUUAGAAAUGUACGAAAGCUUUCAUUAAAACAAUUCCUGUUGAGUUUUUUUCAAUCUUUUGAUUUUAAGGCUUAGAAGGAAUUUUCAUUUUUGUUGGAUUUUUAAAAAAUAAUUUUACAAGCCGAUAGCAUUUUCUGUUGAUUUUUUUCACAUAAAGAAGAUAAUCUUCGUUUUAAUUCACCUGUAUCUGUGUAUCCAGUAAUUUUUCAAAAAAUCAAAUUUUUUUAAAAUACUUCCGUUUUCCAUGAUCCACUAGGCCCCAAAAGUGACACAAAUGUCAUAUUCUCAAGGAAUAGAAGAGAAAAGUUUCAAUUUCGACGUCAAAGGAUGUUAUUUUUGUAAAAUUGAAAGGACCGUGUCUGUUUUUUUCAAAUUUUUUCAUAUAAUACUGUUGUAAAACUAUUUUUUUCUGAUUAUUUCUGCUCGAACUUGUCUAUUUAAAAAUAUGCCGAACGAUUUUUUUCUUAAAAAAACUAAGAAAGGUUUCUUCCGAAAAUUUCAAACGUUUUUUUGUCAGCCUGUAACCUUUAGCAUUACAAAGAGCGAAAAAUUGAUUUUAAAAAAAUGCUUUUCUAAAAUCAAAUGAUGAAGAAAGAAGUAAAAUGUUCAGAUGGAACGACGCGAAUCGGGAACGCUGAUCCCGAUUUCACAACGAUCGCUGGCGACGUCGACACCGUUUGGCUCGGCGCCAACUUCGCACAGUAUCUUUGGAAGUCCGAUGCCGACGAAUAGCCCACGAAAAAUGCCGCAGCAACCGUUACCCUUCAAUAUCCAAGUACGCCUUUUUUUUCUUUUUUUUUUAGAUCUUUUCAAGUUGAAGCAGAGUUUGGUGGGUUUAAAAACUUUUCAGCAGGAUUUUGGCCAUUUUUUAACUAUCAAUCAAUCAUUUGUUAAACCUUUUCCAGAGUUGUAAUAAGCUAGACGGGGAAGCUUUACCGGCAUGUUUUCUUUUUUGAAAGUUGAACCUUUAGCAUUAGAUUUUUUAUAACUGGACUCGGUUAGACGGAUUUUUAAGAAAUAUCUAACUCUUUUUUUGUUAUUUUUACAACUUCUGAAGUAAUUAAAGAUUUGAAUAUUUGAUGUCGGUUCACCCAGAUCUCUCUGGCUUUUUCUGAAGAUUAUUUUUCUCGGAAGCUUUUUUUAAAUCUACUCUAGAUGUUUUAUUAGGCCUCAAUUUCUUUCUGAAUUAAUUGAUCUGUUAUUUUGGUGCUGUUUUUCUGGUUUAUUUAUCGCUCUUUUUGUUUUUAAUUGGUUUGAGUUGAACUUUAAGUUCCGUUCCGCCGAGUUGACUUUGAGUUUCAAGUCGAUUUUCCUCAAAUUCUUCGUUUCUUGGUUGUGCCAUCGGUCUCAUCAUUUGCAUGGCGUUAUCGCGAAACAAUCGAACUUUUUUUUGUGUAGAAUGUUUCGAUUCGGCGAAAUUUAAUAGGAAAGUAGCCAUGAAGAACCGGUUCCUUUUUUGGCGAGGGUCACGUCUCUCAUUUCAGUCCUUUUUUGGCGCCUAUCGCUUUGAAAGUUUACCUUUCGAGUUAUGCCAAGGGGUCUAUGUUCGAAACAUCUUCAAGUUGAGAACGAGAAGGCAGCGGUUGAACCUAGUGGUUGGAAAAAAGUCGGAAAGAUUUCAAAAUGAUUUAUUGAAUCUCACCGGUAUCUUCAAAAUAGAUGUCAGAAUAGUUUCUUCAUUUUAUUUAAAGAUUCAUGGAGACAAGGAAGGCGACACGAGAGCAAUUUUCUUCGUCUUUAUAAGAAAAUCCGAAUUAAUAAAAAUAAUUGAUACGUUCUUCGGAUGUUGUUAAUUGGCUCUCCCCGCGCUUUAUGUUAAUUUGGCUAAGUGAUCUCUGUUUUUCGGUAUAGCCUAUUCCGCGCCAGCUUGUCACGUUUUUCUUCCCGCCAAAAAGACCGUAUUCUAAUUAGAUCAAAUUUCUGCUCUUAUAACGGCAAGAAACAACGGUCUUGAAGCGAAAGUUGGUUAAAUUUGACCUGGACUUUUGGCGGAAAGAAAAGCGUGACAAGCUAGCGCGGAAUGGCCUAUAGUGAUCUCAUUGCUCUGUUGCCUCGUUGCCUUCGACCUUUUGCCGCGUUUUCCAGCUGUCUGGAGAAGUGGAAGAGACUGUGUCGAGAGAGAGAGACGCCGAGACAAUCAUGUAGCGCCAGACUCUUGGCGCGGCGCCAAAAUAGGGGGCGGAGCUCGAGGCCAUCGUGAUAUGUCGUUGUUUCGUUCACCGGCGUUGAUCUCUGGCGUUGCGGCGAGGCGAAAAAGCCGCGCGACUUCCAAAAAAGGGGUUAUUAACUGUAGGUGGGGAAUGUCCGGGGUUCUGGGACUUUCUGAUGGUUAAUAGAAAGCUUUUGAAGCUUUAUGAUAGUGAGGAUAGUGAAAACAAUAAUUUUCAACAAUUUUUCCCCAAAUCGGCGUCAAGUUUAUUUGAUUAACUUUUUUAAAUUUUCGAAUCAAAAUACAAAUUUUUGAUAACAGCGUCUCAGGCCUGCUAACUUUUUGUGAAAAAAAAGAAGGAGAAGACCGUAAUUUUCAAGGUUAUUCGACCUUUUGAGAAGUUUCCUCGUCAAUCACAAUCGUUAAACAUUUCGAAGAAUUUUAUUGCUUUUUUUUGAGCCAGACAAAACCAUUUCGAAAAUGAUGUUUUAGGAGCCGUAAACAGGAGUUUGACGAAAGGAUGUGUUUCACAACGUGUAGGAAGUUGCUAUUUCAACUUGUCAGGCCACUGUUUCGCAAUUGGGUGGUCCAAGGCUCUCGUUAUUCUUUAAUCGGACGACCGCCGGAGGCGCCAAGCUGGACCCCACGUGGUGA
Messenger RNA from Caenorhabditis auriculariae, 4075 nucleotides. The record is from the annotation of a GenBank genome assembly. NCBI's taxonomy places the organism in Eukaryota, Metazoa, Nematoda, Chromadorea, Rhabditida, Rhabditidae.